This is a messenger RNA of Cylas formicarius (sweet potato weevil), 2195 nucleotides long. RefSeq names its product zinc finger protein 16-like. Lineage: Eukaryota; Metazoa; Arthropoda; Insecta; Coleoptera; Brentidae. The record is from RefSeq and is a predicted model, not a curated record. Gene Ontology annotation, biological process: regulation of transcription by RNA polymerase II. Gene Ontology annotation, molecular function: RNA polymerase II transcription regulatory region sequence-specific DNA binding; DNA-binding transcription factor activity, RNA polymerase II-specific. The transcript is spliced from 9 exons. Bases 139 to 2178 code for a protein of 679 amino acids.
UAUGUAGAUAGGCUUCGGUAUAAUUACAAUCUUUCUGUUUGGAAAUAAGCGAUUUUCAAACUGGUUAAAUAAGUACGGUAUUAAAGCAUUAAAAAUUUUUGUCAAAAUUUUAUUUUGAUACCCUAAUCCCCAAAGGAAAUGGAUGUAGAUGAAGAACCGACAGCAUUUUUAAAUUAUUUGGACGACGAGGAUUCCCCGAAUGGGUUUUUAUUGGGUGAUACUGGAGACGGUUUGUUCCCCGACGAGCGUAUGUUUACGGAUAUUGAUGCAGCCGAUUGGCCCACAGAAGGAUUUUCUACGUUGUUACCCAACCCACUACUAUCUGAUGAUUCUUUAAAGGCUGAGAAAAACGUCCUACUUUCGAAGGAACCAACUUUACAAAGUCAAAAUCAAGGUGGGGUAUUAGAUAUUGGUACAAGAGUAGUUACCCCAGAAGAUAAUAGUGACGCCCAAGUCUCCAAUGUAAAUGUGAUACAAAAUGAAUCAUCAUCUGAUGUUAUCACCAAUGUAGAAAAUGACAGUGCAUACAUAAACUGUAGCCCAAUAGUCAAUGAAAAAUCAAAUGGAGUGAAAGAAAUAUACUUAACUGAAGGUGAUAUAAAUAAUGAGGCUCAGGCAAUUCACUUACUGAAUCCAGAUGGAAGUGUCAUAGUUAUUGACAAGUCAAUUCUGAGCUCAGUUAAUGGGACCGAAUGUAACAUUGCAGGUGUGCCAAAACACCAAAAGAGCAUUAGAGAUUUUUUCACCACAACAGUCGCAAACAAAUGCAAACUGUGUUCAUAUUUGAGUGAGUCCAUUGAUGGUAUCAUGAUUCAUAUUUCAGAGGCUCAUUCGGAACAUUUUUUCAGUGAAAGAGACGUAGCGAAAGCUGAUAAACAAAAGCUAGAACCUUUUGAGAAUUUCGGCAUGAGUCAAAAAUGCUUAAUAUCUAUUUUAAAAAAGGCAAAAUUAAAAUCCAACACCGCCAAGGACCCACCCGACGAAUACCAUGUGUUUAUGUGCAGCACGUGCGAGGAAGUCUUUUCUGAAAAGGAGGAUCUCACACGCCAUUCCUUGGAGGUGCACAACGAAAAAUACCCGGAACAAACAAUCGAAGACGCGAGAGAAAUCGAUGGCGGCCGUGAAGGUCGCGAAGCUUUGAAAAAAUUGUCCUUGUUUUUGGUCAAGAAGCAACAGAGGGCGCUGCAGGCGGUAAAGUGUAGGGUAUCGGGUUGCCCGUCGGGUUUCCCUGACGAAGAGAUUAGAGAGAAGCACGAGCAGUGCCACAUCGCCGACAAAAAGAGCCAGUUUAGAUGUCUGUCGUGCGAUAAAAAGUUCAGCAUCUGGAGAAUAGCAAAGAGCCAUAUGUUUAAAGAGCACCAGAUAGAUUUCGGUCUCGUCGUUUGUCCUAUGUGCAGCAAAUUUAAAUCGUACAAUUCCGCUGCCGUGAUGAAACACAUGAAAACGCAUCAAGAUGAGAGGCCGUUCAUGUGCGCGGAAUGCGGGAAACGCUUCAAAUUAAUAACUCAACUCAAAAAUCACGAAACGAGCCACAACCGAUGCCCGGAAAACAUGCCACAGUGGGCAACGACGCGUAAAUGUAACGUCUGCGAGUUGUCGUUCGCGAACGCGAAAAGCCUCAAACAGCACGUACUGUCCGUCCAUAAGAAUUUUAAACCGUUCAUAUGCAACGUGUGCGGCCAUAAAACGACGAGGAAAGCCAUGUUGGAACUACACUUGCGGCAGCACACGGGCGCGAAACCACACAAAUGUCUCUACUGUGCGUACAGAACGGGCGAUCACAAUUGUCUCCGGAAGCACAUGAUGAAGCACAUAGGCGCCAAACAAUAUUCCUGUCCGCACUGUAGUUACUCGUGUAUUCAGAGUUCUUCCCUCAAGAGUCACUUGAUUAAUAGGCAUCCGGGACGCGACGGUACUUUCAAGUGCGACAGUUGUUCCUACAUGACCAUCAGUGAAGCGUUCUUCAUGCUGCAUAAGAAGUCACACCAAGUGGUCAACAAUGGUGCGGGAGAUCGACAUUUAACGCACCCGCCUAACCAACACGCCAGAGAAUCCAAGCCUGACACUGACGACGACACGCAGGGUUGUUUCGUCGCGGAGCAGCAGGUAGACGAUCCGGUCGAUACUGGCGGUAUUACGAUUCCGGCCGGAUUCGAAAUACCCAUAUUUUCGGGUUGAACUUAACGAAACAAGAC